AUGGCGGGGACGCCUACGGAUACCAGCCUUGGGCUGGAGCAGCUACACGGCAUGCUGCACACCAUUUUGCACUCGACGGACAACAACGAGCGCCGCAGCGUGGAGUCCACUGUUGUGCGUGCUCUCAACGCCUCUUCCAACCUCAUGCUCCUGGUGCGUUUGGUGCAGGAUGUGCAAUCGGUCUCCGCCGGGGUUCGACAACUCGCUGCGGUGCUUCUGCGAAAGAAGGUAUUUUCACUCUGGCGCGCAAUCCCAGUGGGAUCGCGGGCGGAGCUGAAACAAGUUCUUUUGGCGCAACUUGGCAUCGAGCCUGUGCGUGUGGUGCGGUUUGCGCUGGCACAUGUAAUUUCCCGCCUGGCGAGGGCCGAAUUUCUGGAACCGGUUGAGGGAUGGCCAGAGUUGCAAGUGGCGAUUCGCACGGCAAUGGAGGACCCACGCGGGGACAUGCGGGAGUUGGCGAUGGUCUUGGCGUACAGCAUAGCGGAGGUGGUGGGGGAGUGCGGUGAUCUCAACACGCUGGUCACGGAGGCGGUUCUUCAGGGCAUGACGGACGCCGAGGUGAGUGUGCAGCGGGCUGCGUUGAAGGCGAUGGGGGCGUUGCUGCUUUUUGUGGACGUGCAGGAAGAGGACAGGAUUGUGGUGGAAAAGAAGAAGCAUGAACGGGGAAAAUUGUUGCAGCACCUCAUACCGCGUUGCUUGGAGCUUCUGGCGGUAUAUGGGCCUCUGGAAGAGAGGACAAAUAUCUGCGUGGACGUAUUGGAUCUCCUUGAGCAGCUGGUGGAAGAUUUGAGCGUUAAGAAACAUGAAGGGAUUCUCCGCACCUUGGGAAUUGAGAUGAUUUCAGUACUUUGUAACACUGUGAACCGGCCGCGUGUGCGGCAGAAUAGCAGUGAGGUUCUGGUAACUCUGGUGAAUUUGAAGCCUAAGUUUGUGACAACAACACUGCUGGAGCCCAUGGUUUCGGCAUGUGUACAAGUCAUGGGUGAGGAUGGCACUAUUUCACUCCCCGAAGAGGUUACACGCCUGGAGGACUCGGAAAUGGACAUUAAGAACGACACCAAUGAUGAAGAUGCCGAGAUGCUACACGUGAGCCCACCUUGUAUGUACGCCGGACGUCUUUUAAGUACUCUCGCAACAAAAGUAUCUGCCAAAGCGUUUACCAAUGUGUUGUUACCUUUUGUUUUGCGCGUUUCUGAAAACAUGCAGGGAGGUCCUCUUGAGCGCAAGGCGGCCAUUCUUUCCCUUGCCUGCCUGGCGGAGGGCAACCCGGGCUAUUUGCGACGCAAAGUACAAUACGUGUUGAAGCUAACGCAUGACUUUUUGUGCGACAGCAAUCCUAUUCCAC
Messenger RNA from Trypanosoma cruzi, 1345 nucleotides. RefSeq lists its product as uncharacterized. The record is from RefSeq and is a predicted model, not a curated record. The transcript has a single exon. Gene Ontology annotation, cellular component: cytoplasm; nucleus. Gene Ontology annotation, biological process: protein import into nucleus. Lineage: Eukaryota; Euglenozoa; Kinetoplastea; Trypanosomatida; Trypanosomatidae. The annotation marks the transcript as partial. Gene Ontology annotation, molecular function: small GTPase binding; nuclear import signal receptor activity.